CUCGCGGAGGCGGAGCGGAGUGUGGCCGACUGCGGUGAGAGCACGGGCGGCCGGCAUGCCUCGGUAUGCGCAGCUAGUCAUGGGCCCCGCGGGGAGCGGGAAGAGCACCUACUGUGCCACCAUGGUGCAGCACUGUGAGGCGCUCAAUCGCUCUGUCCAGGUGGUCAACCUGGACCCCGCCGCAGAGCACUUCAGCUACCCUGUGAUGGCCGACAUCCGGGAACUGAUCGAGGUGGACGAUGUGAUGGAGGACGAUUCUUUGCGCUUUGGUCCCAACGGAGGGUUGGUAUUCUGCAUGGAGUACUUUGCCAACAACUUUGACUGGCUGGAGAGCUGCCUGGGCCACGUUGAGGACGAUUACAUCCUGUUUGACUGCCCAGGUCAGAUUGAGCUGUACACCCAUCUGCCCGUGAUGAAGCAGCUGGUCCAGCAACUUGAACAGUGGGAGUUCCGAGUGUGCGGAGUGUUCCUUGUCGAUUCUCAGUUCAUGGUGGAGUCGUUCAAGUUUAUUUCUGGCAUCCUGGCAGCCUUAAGUGCCAUGAUUUCUCUAGAAAUCCCACAGGUUAACAUCAUGACGAAGAUGGAUCUGCUGAGUAAGAAAGCCAAGAAGGAAAUUGAGAAGUUUCUAGAUCCAGACAUGUACUCUCUGCUCGAAGACUCGACAGGUGACUUAAGAAGCCAAAAAUUCAAGAAGUUGACGAAGGCUGUGUGUGGGCUGAUCGAUGACUACAGCAUGGUUCGCUUUCUGCCAUACGACCAGUCGGACGAGGAGAGCAUGAACAUCGUGCUGCAGCACAUCGACUUCGCCAUCCAGUACGGGGAGGACUUGGAGUUUAAGGAACCGAAGGAGCAUGAAGAAGAGUCUUCCACCAUGUUUGAUGAAUAUUUUCAAGAACGGCAGAAUGAGUGAAGGUGACUACAAAGCUUCCAUCCCACCUGUGGCUGAGUCGGCAGAGCUCUCGUCUCCUGGAGGAUGUGACAAAGGGAAGCUGUUUGUUUCCAUGUAAAGAGCACUGGGCCCUCAGAGGAAGUGGGGGAGUGAGCGAGUUAGGUAGGGAGCGAGUGAAUGCGUGUGAUCAAGAGCGAGCCAGCACGGAUUAUGCUCUGAGCUCUGAAACUGCUGCUCUCUCAAGAGGACAUUUUAUUCUGACAGCAUCAUUUUGGAUUUAAAAAGAAAUCAAACUAGAACUUAAUGCACAAAGACUUGUAUAUAAAUCAACUUACCCCCCACACACACAUCACCUGUGAGGGUGCGUGUGCGUGUGCAGUUCGAGCCAGUUUAACUUCAUUCUUAUGAUUGGAUUUUUGGUUUUUGAGGGGUUUUCUUUUGACUUGUAUUUAGAGAAGUACGAAUUAUUGUAACAAAAUAUGUAUCUACAUCCAAAUGAAAAAGAAUUGGAAGGAUAGAUGUAAAUUUUAUUUUCCCAAAUAAAACAUAUUAU
Psammomys obesus (fat sand rat) is the source of this 1442-nucleotide messenger RNA. RefSeq names its product GPN-loop GTPase 3 (gene Gpn3). The transcript is spliced from 8 exons. Gene Ontology annotation, molecular function: GTPase activity. The coding region runs from base 56 to 910 and encodes 284 amino acids. NCBI's taxonomy places the organism in Eukaryota, Metazoa, Chordata, Mammalia, Rodentia, Muridae. The record is from RefSeq and is a predicted model, not a curated record.